GGCCGGCGGCGGCGGGAGGAGGCGGGGGCCGGCGGCCGUCGCUGGCGGCCCGGCCCGCCAUGAGCAGAGCGCAGCUGACGCGGACGGGGAUCCUGCGGAUGGCGCUGGGCGGCGGCGGCGCUGACCCGCUGCUGCCGGCGGAGGGCGGCGGGGACCGGCGGGCGCCCUUCCUGCUGCGGGCGCUGCGCAUCGCCGUGGUGGUCUGCCUCUACUGGUUCACCUCCAUCGCCAUGGUCUUCCUCAACAAGUACCUGCUGGACAGCCCCUCGCUGCGCCUCGACGCCCCUCUCUUCGUCACCUUCUUCCAGUGCGCCCUCACGGCCGCCCUCUGCCUGGGCCUCAGCCUGGGGGCGGCCUGCGGGGCCCCCUGCGCCGGCCUGCCCAGCCUCCGCCUCGACCCCAAGGUAUCCCGCAGCGUCCUGCCCCUCUCCGCCGUCUUCAUCGGCAUGGUCACCUCCAACAACCUCUGCCUCAAGCAUGUCGGCGUGGCCUUCUACAACGUGGGGCGCUCCCUCACCACCGUAUUCAACGUGCUGCUCUCCUACCUCCUCCUCAAGCAGACCACCUCCCUCUAUGCCCUUCUGGCCUGCGGAGUCAUCAUAGGUGGCUUCUGGCUGGGUGUUGACCAGGAAGGAGCAGAGGGUACUCUGUCAUGGACAGGUAUAUUCUUUGGGAUCUUAGCAAGCCUUUGUGUCUCUCUCAAUGCCAUCUACACCAAGAAAGUACUGCCUGUGGUGGAUGGUAGCAUCUGGCGCCUGACCUUCUACAACAACAUCAACGCUUGUGUCCUGUUCUUCCCCCUCAUGGUGCUGCUGGGCGAAUUCCGCACCCUCUACCACUUUGACAAGCUGGGGAGCCCCAGUUUUUGGGGCGUGAUGACCUUGGGGGGAGUGUUUGGCUUUGCCAUUGGGUAUGUGACUGGACUUCAGAUUAAGUUCACUAGCCCACUCACCCACAACGUGUCUGGGACGGCCAAGGCCUGUGCACAAACAGUGCUGGCUGUUAUCUACUUUGAGGAGACAAAGAGCUUCUUGUGGUGGACGAGUAACUUGAUGGUUCUGGGGGGCUCCUUUGCCUACACAUGGGUGAAAGGACUGGAAAUGAGAAAGGUGCAAGAGGAUCCUAAUGUCAAAAGCGGUGAAAGAAAUGAGACUGGUGUGUAGGUGGCUCCUGCACCUCUAUUUUUGGGCCUGGGAGGGAUAACCUUUGGUGCUCCUGGGGAAAAGAAGAGCAAGGAGCAGGAAAAAAUGCACCUGCAAAGUGUAUGGGGAACUGUGUCAGGAACCAGAGCCAAAGACCUAACUGGAUCAUGUGUUAUCUCACCCCGUGUCAGAGUUGGGGAGAGCAUGUGUUGUGGAGAUCAACUGGGUUGGGGUUUUUUUGUGAUUGUUUUUUAAAAUGGAUGUUGUUAUUUACCUAAUCUGGGAAAUUUGCAUCUUGGGGGGGGGGUGGGCUCAUAUCAGACCAAGACUGGAAUGGGAGCUUUUUGUAGUUAGGGAUCUAAAAUUAAUUGAAUGAAUGCAAACUGGAGUUAUAAAAUCCUGAACCUGCAGGCAAGGAAGAGGCAAGUAGCCAGACUGUUUGGGUUAGACGUCAGUAAACUGUUUUGCUGCAUAAGGUUUUUGCAACAGCUGUUCUUCCUGUUGCCCCAUUCAGUGCAGAGGAUGGAAAUUCUCUCCCUUCUGGCUAUGUACAAGUCUAAGCAACAGCAGUGCCUCCAAAAUGCCUUUCCAAAGAGUCAGUAUCACAUCCUUCUGAGGUUUUUUCCUGAGUUGCUUUACACCUGGUUUCUCAAUUUGAGGAAGAGAGAGAGCUGAGAGACAAGAAUUAAACUUCUCAUUCUCUCUGCACUGUAUCCAGUGAGGGAGAGUGUGCUCGAUCUAGUGGCCUUUCUCACGGAGGAGCGAGCUUGGCCUGUGUGUCACUCGGUGGCAAUCAGGAGGGGAAGAGUUACUCUGAAACGCUGCUGUAGGGUGGGGAUCCCAGUUCACCGAGGGUUUGCAACACUUCUCCUUACCCUCUUUGUAGGGGUAGGUUUGUAUUGAAAAUGGGUUUGUUACCCAUUCCCUUGUUUCAGGGGGCUUGUUCCAUGUUUACUUUGUAGCUCCUUUGUGAAUCCCUCGAUGCAAUGAGUUUUGCUCAACUGUAUCAAUUCCUUUGCUUGGAACUUGCUGCUGAACAGAUCUGAGGAAAUCUCUGCCCACCCCACCCAUCCAGUCGGUUCUAUGCAAUAGAGUAUGUCUGUGCUGUGA
Messenger RNA from Serinus canaria (Common canary), 2252 nucleotides. It is a transcript of the gene SLC35C1, whose product is annotated as solute carrier family 35 member C1. Gene Ontology annotation, molecular function: antiporter activity. The transcript is spliced from 2 exons. Gene Ontology annotation, biological process: protein O-linked glycosylation via fucose; GDP-fucose import into Golgi lumen. Lineage: Eukaryota; Metazoa; Chordata; Aves; Passeriformes; Fringillidae. The record is from RefSeq and is a predicted model, not a curated record. Gene Ontology annotation, cellular component: Golgi apparatus. The coding region runs from base 60 to 1163 and encodes 367 amino acids.